This is a messenger RNA of Bactrocera neohumeralis, 3232 nucleotides long. RefSeq lists its product as uncharacterized. Lineage: Eukaryota; Metazoa; Arthropoda; Insecta; Diptera; Tephritidae. Bases 424 to 984 code for a protein of 186 amino acids. The record is from RefSeq and is a predicted model, not a curated record. The transcript is spliced from 2 exons.
AUAUAAUUUUUCAUUCGUUGUUGAACCGUUUUCGGGUGAAGUGUGUUGCUCAAAUUUACUCUCGCAACUUUAAACGCAUAUAUAUAUAUAUGUGUGUGUAUAACAUAUCUGUGAGUGCGUGUGUCUUUCAUAUACUAUUUUACAAAUCGCCAAUUAUAGCAAUUGUGGUAAAAUUAGUAUAACUACAAUUACAGUUAGAACCACCAAGUGUUUAGUAGCGAUUAUAACUAGUAAUAGCGGCAAACAUUGUAGGCACAACAACAACAACGACAUAAAAACGCAAUUAAAUGCAGUGAAAAUUCCAAUUUUAUUGUGAGAUUUUUUCGCAGCAAGUGGAAAGUGUGAAAAGCUAACUAUUGCAAGAGUACGAGCAAAGAUAAAGAAAAAAUAUAUAAUAAUUAAAUUUUGAAACGAUUUUUGUGCAUGUUUUAUCAACGUUAUUAUACGGAAAGUGAGAAAAUCGUGUGUAAAGCAAUAAACGAAAUGGCACCCCGCCAAGUUCAUCCAAUACUGUAUUACAGUAAUAAAAGCGCUAGGACACGUCCAGAGCGUCCGACUGGCGGUGUGCGUAGAAACCUCUUCGGUCCACCCGAUCAAAAUGAAAUGGCGCGUAAUUUCGACAUUGAAAAUGCCCGUCAACUGAAACGUUUGAAUAAUUAUAAAAUCAUUGGUACAAUUGAGCCAAGUAGUAAUGUACGACCGCUACCCGAACUUAUUGCCAAGGAAGUGGAGGAGGCGUGUAAAAAAGAAAAUAAAAAAAUCGAAAAUGAAACUGAAAAUGAUAAGCCUGAACAAAAAAAGCGUAGUGACGACGAUGAUGAUGCGUUGACCAUGCGGCAGAGGCAGAUUGAGAAAACACCAACGCUCCACACCGUACGUGCCAACACCAAAACGGCCAACGAAGCGGCACGUUACAAACCCUACACUACGCAAACGCUAAUAACUGAUGUGAUGCCGAAGCGAAAAGCCAUACCACCGCCUUAGAUGCUGAUAAAUAAAGUUUUUGAUGGAUGUGAUAAUGCGGGUUAUGUACUAAGCGUUUGCUGCUGCAGCUGACGGGGAGAGCACAUUGAUUUGACUACUGUGAAAAUUUAAACAAAAACAAAAACACAAAAUGAUAAUUACACACCAGGCGCUUAUGAGCUGCGUGCAGCUUGAGACGCCAAUUGCCAAAUUAGUGAAAUUCAUAAGAAGCGAUUUUUUUUUUAUUUAAUUUUUUAAUUAUUGAUUUUUUUCUAAUUAAUUUUUUUAAUUAAAAAUUUUUUAAGUUGUUUUUUUUUAUUUUUUAAUAGUUUUUUUUAUUAAAAAUUAUUUGUAAUUUUUUUUUAAGUUUUUAAAAUAUUUAAACAAAUUUGAAAAAAUAUAUCAAAAAAAUUUAAAAAUAAAUUUUAAUAAAAUUAUUAACAAAAAAAUUUUUAAUUAUUCUUAUUAUUAAACAAUUUAAAAUAAUUUUAUUUUUAUGUUUUUUUAUAUUUUUUUUUAUUAAACUUUAUUUUUACAUUUUUUUUGAUAUAUUUUUUAAAUAAUUUAAAAUUUUUUCUAUUAAUUUUUUAUUAUUUAGUUUUUAAUUAUAUUUUUUUGUGUGAAAGAUCUACUCUCGUUGCUGCUAAAAAAAGUCAAAGUGGCGUGGCGUGUUAAGUUUAAAAAAUAUAUACAUACUUAUAUAUGUAGUAUAUGAAGCAGCGAAAUUGUAUGUAGAGUGGCUGGCCAGUGCAAUUUUAUAUUUUUUUAUUUUUUUUUUAAUUUAUUUUAUUUGACGAGCAUUUAAGUUUUCACUACUCCCCAUAUCAUCACGUCAAUCGUUCAACUUGUUGGCCUGUGUUAAUAACCAAAACAUUCAUACAAAAAAAAAAGAAACAAAAACAAAAAACUUUGGAAUGAUCUCAAUUUAGCAAUGUUGUAGUGUGUGUAUAAGAGUAUUAUUUUUCCUCUUUAUAAAAAAAGAAAUAUAUAUAAAAUUACCAAAAAACAUAACACACAUUACAUAAUAUAAAAACUAAUUAUUUUAAUUGAAUGUACAUCGAAUUUGUAUUUUUAAUGUGAGUUGAAAAUGAUUACAAAAUUUUUAAACAAAUUAAAUUAAUUAUUUUAAUUUACGCACAUUUCAACAAUUCAUAGAACUACAAAAGCAAGCAAAACUACAACUCAAGCAAAAAAUAAUAACAAAAAAAUUUACUAAAAAGUAUAAAAAUAAAUUAAAUGUGUAAAAAUAUUCAACAAACAAUUUUGUAAGCAAAUUAAAAAAAAAAAAAAUAUGUAAUAAAAACUGCACCGUUAGGAGUUAUGGUUAAAUGCAUGCAAAAGUUGAUUUUAAGAAAUUUCAAAAAAAAAAUGCAUAUAAAGUGCUAAAAGACUAAAAUCAUGCUUUGAAGAAAAAAUCUAAAAUUUUAUGCAAAACAAAAAAUAAUUAGAAAAAAUUAAAAUGUUUUUUAUUAAAAAAAAAUAAAAUUUUUAUAAUUAUAAAGAAAAUAAAAUUUGUGCUUGUUAUAUAACCAUAAUCUCUCGCUGGCGCAGUGGCAUUUGUUGGUGUUGUAUUGAAUGCACUGAAGCAUAUGCGCAAAGGCAAUAGUCGAAAGUAGUGAGUUUUAACUUUUAAAUACAAAAGCAAAGAGCAACAACAGUAACCAUAACAAUAACGGAACCAAUCUUUGCAACCUUUUCUAGCAACUUAUUUGAUUAUGUAAUUGUAAUUUAUUUGGUUUGCUGCUAGUGCAUUUUAAGCAUUUCGAACUCUUCAAUUCCCUCAUUCAUUUUAUGAUCGAUCAAUUAUAAAUACUGUUUUAGUUCUUUAGUGACAAUUUUUUUCGCUUAAGAUAUACAUAUAUAUAUAUAUUUAAUUAAAUUUAAUUUUAAAUUGUUUUAUUUAAUUUUUAAAAAUAAUAAAAAUAUUUUUGUUUUGUUGAUUUGUACAUAGUAGAUACAACAAACUAUGCUAUGUAGUAGUAUUAGUAUGUAGAAUGUGUGUUUUGUGUAUGCACUUGAGCUGAUCGUUUGUGCUUCAGUGUUUUGUGCAAGUGAAACCCAGUAAACAGCUUACAACUGUAGAUAUUCUUAUGUAUGUAAAUUAUGAAGAAACAAAAAUAAUAUAUAAUUGUAAUUAUUUGAUUAUCAGUGUGAGAAAAAUUGUAAAAAUUACUUAAGCGUAUAAUUGUAAUAAAAAAGUAUAUCAAAAUAGUUUUUGUUAUUGGCAAAUGAACAAUUUAAUAAAAUAUAUACUUGAAAGAAAAAUUAA